AAGCCUAUCAAUUACACCGCAGACUCCUGUGGCAAGCUGCUCAUGUAGCUUUUUUUGUAGACUAGCUUUUAAACCCUUCUGUUAGCUUUCUUGGGCUAUAUCUUAAAGAUAGCCUAAAAAAAGAUUGUAAAACAUAUCAAUAGGUCAAACAACAGCCAAUCUUAACAAUUGAAGUGCAGAUGUGCAGUAGCCUAACCUUGUUUAGCGCUUCACAUGCAUAUCUAUAGCCAAUCAACAACUGUAUCGAAAAGAAGAGCAAAAGAUUGUCCAAUUAAAAACAAUCCUGACGUGAAUCCUUUUAAAGAUGCAGUGUGAACAAAUGAGCGAAAAGGUGCGCGCACAAGGGGGCGUAUUGGUGGGUGACAUUAUACCGUCAAUGCGCACAGCUUUCAGUAUUCUGGUUAGCUGGUUCGACAUCCUCUCGGAGACCACAUGCAACUUUUUCCGAGCAUUUUGAUGAUUACAUUUUGCAGCGCAGCCGUUUAUUUAACGUCUUGAACUAAAACCGAUCGACGAUGUCUCUCAUUGAGGAAUAUGAGGAAGGAGAAUACGAAAGGGCACCUAAGCGUCUCAAGACGAUGGAUGUUGAGGAAGGAGAGGAUUUGGAGGAGGGGGAAGACUCGGAUUCAGCUUCCGCCGGGCUGCUAGGAGACGAAGAGGAUGCAACCGGGUCUGGCGGAGAAAACCGGGCCCGGUGGUCGGCAUCCAAUUAUGUAUCUGGAAGAAAGGACAAUGGGGAGGAUGCUCACAGGAUUGCCCCCUCUUCAGUGGUCCACGUCCGGGGCCUCUGUGAGUCUGUUGUGGAGGCGGACCUGGUUGAGGCUCUGGAGAAAUUCGGCAACAUCUGCUACGUUAUGAUGAUGCCCUUCAAACGCCAGGCCCUGGUUGAGUUUGAGGGUAUGGAAAGUGCUGACAAGUGCGUAGCGUGUGGCGCUAACGAGGCUGUCUACAUUGCCGGACAGCAGGCCUUUUUCAACUACUCCACCAGCAAGAGAAUCACCAGGCCUACCAACUCAGAUGACCCCAACAGUGGCAACAAAGUCUUGCUCCUGUCAAUCCAGAACCCACUCUACCCAAUCAGUACUGACGUUCUGUACACAGUCUGCAAUCCCAUAGGCAACGUGCUACGCAUCGUCAUUUUCAAACGCAACGGAAUCCAGGCCAUGGUGGAGUUUGAAACGGUUCAAAAUGCCCAAAAGGCCAAAGCUGCUCUCAAUGGAGCCGACAUAUACGCCGGCUGCUGCACCCUCAAGAUUGAAUACGCUCGGCCCACGCGACUCAACGUCAUACGUAACGACAACGAUAGCUGGGACUACACCAAACCCUUUCUUGUCAGACGAGAGCGAGGAAAAGGCAGGCAGCGACAGGCCAUACUAGGGGAACACCCUUCCUCCUACAAUGACAACGGCUAUGGAUCACACUGCCCCCUACUGCCCUUGCCAAGCAACAACAGGUACAAGAGGAGCUCCCACGACAUGCCCGAAGUGGUGGCCUACCCGCUGCCCCAGACCUCGUCUUACAUGAGCCAUGCCUCCAGCUCUGUCGCCAUGGUGAGCGGCCUGCACGCUGCCAAGAUGAACUGCACGCGCAUCUUCAACCUCUUCUGCUUGUAUGGGAACAUCGAAAAGGUGAAGUUCAUGAAGAGCGUGCCCGGCACGGCGCUGGUGGAGAUGGGAGAUGAGUAUGCAGUGGACCGAGCCAUCACACACCUCAACAGCAUCAAGGUGUUUACCAAGAGGCUGAACGUCUGUGUGUCCAAGCAGCAUGCGGUCAUCCCUAGCCAGGUGUUUGAGCUGGAGGAUGGCAGCAGUAGCUACAAGGACUUCGCCAUGACGCGCAACAACCGCUUCAGCAGUGCCGGCCAGGCAUCCAAGAACAUCAUCCAGCCCCCUGCUGCCGUGUUACACUUCUACAACGUCCCACCCUGCGUCACACAGGACCAGCUGCAGAGGUUAUGUACAGAACAUGAUGUACCAGCAUUCAUCAAAUUCAAAGUGUUUGACGCAAAACCCAGCUCCAAAACCAUCUCAGGACUAUUAGAAUUUGACAACAAGACGCAUGCAGUGGAAGUUCUAACAGUCCUAAACCACCACCAGAUCAGAAUACCAAAUGGCUCAAAUCCAUACACCCUCAAGCUCUGCUUCUCCACCUCUUCACAUCUUUGAGGCCACACAUCCUAAACAGCCACCUGCUGUUUGCCAGAAACACGUGAACGGGAGAAUCAAAAAAGGGGAUAGGAAGCAAGUCAGGAUAGAAUUUCAUUGAUCCAAGAAGGCAAAGGCAAAAAAAAAAAAAGAUGUAAGAUCAUUUUUUGGUUCCUACAUCUGAACAAUGUCAAUGGAUUAUCGUUUUUUGUUUAGGUUUUUCCCACCUUGUUUACAUGGACUACUCUGAAUAGUGGUUGAACUGAUGGUUGUGUUCAAGAGGAGAAACUAAAAAGAGAACAAAAAAAGCCCCAUAAGGCGGCGCCGUUGGACACUACAGUGGAUCUGAUGUUGUUUUUGUUUUGUUGUGCUGACCUGACAAGAACUGAAUAAAGACCUCCAUCUUUUUUGUGCCUUACUCCACUGAUAAAAGACAAAGUGAUUUACCUUCAUUUCAUUUUUCAUUCCUAAGAUGAUGUCAAUGGCCAGUUGUGCAACUUUCAGAGCAUUCUCAAAGUUGAAUCUUGUGAUGAGCGACCAGUGUUUUUUCUGGAUAGUUUUCCUCCAGUGGUGGUGGUGUGAUACUAUCUACAAAGCAGCCUCCACAUUUGCUUAGUUUAGUUCGGUCAGCUAGAUCCAAAACAGGCCAAAUGUAUUUUCAAGUGGUGGAAAUAUCACUUCGGGAAAACACUGGUACAUUAUGAAGAUGCGUGUGCCUAACUCUGCAAUAGAAGAGAUUACUCAGUGCUUGUUAAAGACAAACCUGUGUUUUAGAUCACAGUAUAUUGUGCAUAUAUAUGUAUAGCAACUUGACUUUUUAAGGUGCACUUAAACAGAAUUCAAAAGCUCAUUUGCAGUUGAAACACGAGCUGUGAACGAGCAGAACAUCUAAGGCCUCACCGUAGACACAAAUAGAGAUUACAGAUACAUAACAGUCUAGUGUUGCUUGAAUGGUGCAUCCAUAAUCUCUAUAUGUAUCUACGGUGAGCUGUGCUGCUUAAGUCUGAUCCACAGGCCUGUAUGGAACUGUGUUAAGGACUGAAUGGAAAAUAGAAGGUUUUCAACAGAGUUUUGCUCUGUCAGCAGAAGUGCACCAUGUCAACAUAAGUGAACUCUUAUCAAACAAGAGUGUGCGUGCUAAGUCUCACACUGGGCUCCGUAACAAGCCAUUUCUUACGAGGGUUGUGUGUUGUGUGUUCCCACCGUGUUCCUAUGUUUGUACUAGGCACAUGACCAAACCACGUCUGAAAGUCCACUAUGAGCAU
This is a messenger RNA of Hypomesus transpacificus, 3409 nucleotides long. Its product is annotated as heterogeneous nuclear ribonucleoprotein L-like. Gene Ontology annotation, cellular component: nucleus. The record is from RefSeq and is a predicted model, not a curated record. Gene Ontology annotation, molecular function: mRNA binding. NCBI's taxonomy places the organism in Eukaryota, Metazoa, Chordata, Actinopteri, Osmeriformes, Osmeridae. Bases 516 to 2165 code for a protein of 549 amino acids. Gene Ontology annotation, biological process: regulation of RNA splicing; mRNA processing. The transcript is spliced from 13 exons.